Molecule: messenger RNA, 666 nt
Organism: Cetraspora pellucida
Lineage: Eukaryota; Fungi; Glomeromycota; Glomeromycetes; Diversisporales; Gigasporaceae
Source: the annotation of a GenBank genome assembly
AUGUCACAACAAGACGAAGAAAGACUACAAGGAGAACCCCUUGAUGAGCAAGUUCAAGAAGCUCUUGAUAAAGUGACUGAUUUAAGAGAAGGUGACGAAGAUGAGGAUGAAGGAAAAUUGUUUGAAGAAUUAGAAAAUGACGACGACUCUGUGAUUGCAAACAUUCGCGAACGAAGGAUGGAACAACUGAAACAAGAAAUGACAAAAUUACAAGAAAUGCGUCAGAACGACCAUGGUUCAUACACUGAAAUUACUGACGAAAAAGAGAUUCUUAAGAUAACUACUACUUCAAAACUUUGUGUCGUACAUUUCUAUCACAAAGAAUUUCGAAGAUGUCAGAUUAUGGACAAACAUCUUACGACAAUAUCAAUUCGUCAUUUCAAAACAAAGUUUGUAAAAAUAAAUGUCGAAAAUGCACCUUUUUUGGUUGAAAAACUCGCGAUAAAAGUUUUGCCUUGCGUCAUAUCUUUCAUAGACGGAAUUUCUGUGGAUAGGAUCAUCGGUUUUGACGAUCUUGGAAAUACUGAUUCAUUUACUACAGCAGCACUCGAACUUCGAUUAUCCCAAAGUGGUGUCAUAACGAAAUUAGAAGCACCAAAAAAACAAGAACGCAAAACCAUAUUCGGAUUCGCAGAUGUGAACAAUGAUGACGAUGAAUGGGAUUAA